ACCUUUAGCCGGCCCCCUAUAAAGCCUUCUUCAACUGGCUUCUUUUUUGGUUCACUGCUUUUAACAUCAAAUUAAAACUGCAAGCUCCAGCAGCUCCCAAUACAGCCCACUUCUACCUCCUUUCUUACUCGAUUUAGAAAUCUUAUCCUUUUUUUCUGGGAAACUAAGAUUAGCAGCCAUGUCCAGUUUGAGAAAGUGCUCUGCAAGCCGUACUACUGCAACUACCCUUACUACUGCAUCCAGUGAUGAAGAAGCUGAGCUCAGAAGAGGUCCAUGGACUCUUGAAGAAGACACCCUUCUCAUCCAAUACAUCUCUUGCCAUGGCGAAGGCCGCUGGAACAUGCUUGCCAAGCGUUCUGGUUUGAGGAGAACCGGCAAGAGUUGCCGGCUGCGAUGGCUGAAUUACCUUAAACCCGACGUUAAGCGCGGCAAUCUCACCCCCCGGGAGCAGCUCUUGAUCCUCGAACUCCACUCCAAGUGGGGCAACAGAUGGUCCAAGAUUGCGCAGCAUUUGCCGGGGAGGACGGACAACGAGAUCAAGAACUACUGGAGAACACAGGUGCAGAAACAGGCGAGGCGGCUGAAGAUUGAUUCAAACAGCAAAGCCUUCCAGGAAGUGAUCCAGUGCCUCUGGAUGCCGAGGCUGCUCCAGAAGUUGCAAGCAUCAUCAUCAUCUCCUUCUCACACCUUUCAUCCGUCCCCGAACCAGCAGCAGCCUCCGACUCUGAUCAAACCGUUUCCCCCCAUUGAUCAAGCAACACCCAACGGCCUCGAUCAUCAUCCUCUCUGGAGCUUCCCCUUGGAACAAUGCACCAGCCCGCAGAUGAACGCCAUCUCUGAAACCAUAAUCCCUCAGAUUAACCCAGAGAGUCCGUUUCAAGCCAUGAGUAAGAGUGAUUGCUGUUACAAUCUCGACAGCAAUAUUGGGUUUGAUACAGAGAUGUUUAGCUCGGCAUCCAUGCCGGAUUUUGAAGACCCGAAUGUUGCCGGGUCGGAUUCGGCUCAGAACAACUGGUUUGGCAAUGGCAUGGUGGACAGCUUGUGGAACAUGGAUGAAUCGUGGCAGUUCAUGGAAUUCUAACAAUUCUAUGAUACUAAUUAAUUAGAUUUUUCGAUAGAUUUGCUUACAGUGAGUGAGGUACAUUUAUUCUAUAAUUUUUAGGAUUAGACAACAUUUGGGUUCCCCAAAUUAAUCAUUUUGCAGAAUGUGGACUGGAAAAUGACAAGUUGAUGCUUAAUUUAACUCUAAACUCGUGUUUAUGGGCUUAAUCUCUGGCAUUUUACAAAGUAUAUAUGAAUGAGCUUAAUUAUUUCAA
Messenger RNA from Diospyros lotus (date-plum), 1316 nucleotides. Its product is annotated as myb-related protein 305-like. The record is from RefSeq and is a predicted model, not a curated record. Gene Ontology annotation, molecular function: sequence-specific DNA binding; DNA-binding transcription factor activity. Gene Ontology annotation, biological process: regulation of DNA-templated transcription. Bases 179 to 1081 code for a protein of 300 amino acids. Gene Ontology annotation, cellular component: nucleus. Lineage: Eukaryota; Viridiplantae; Streptophyta; Magnoliopsida; Ericales; Ebenaceae. The transcript has 3 exons.